Messenger RNA from Epinephelus lanceolatus (giant grouper), 2312 nucleotides. NCBI's taxonomy places the organism in Eukaryota, Metazoa, Chordata, Actinopteri, Perciformes, Serranidae. The record is from RefSeq and is a predicted model, not a curated record.
CCAGCUUUAAAAGCACCGGAGCCGGCCCCUCUGACAAACCGCGCUGCGUCAUCGACCUGGGGAGACUCUUGAAAACCUUCAUUGAGCUGAAGAGAGCCAAACUCACCUCAGCCGCGGUCCCCUCAGCAGCCCUACCUGCGCCGGUCUCCCGAUCCACCACUACUAACAUUUCUCCCCGUUCACGCUACACCGCGCUGUGUUUCCAACUUGUACACUCGCUUUGCUUUAACUUCGCCCGAAUUAUGCUUUUAUUUGAUGGUGUGUGAAGUGAUCUAGCUGUUGCAACGUUGUCAUCGGCAUUGCAGUCUCACAGCCGGAGAAAGUUGGUGCGCAUCGCUUGUUGAAUGCAGGAUACCUUCUGCCUGAGCGUCAAUUCCAAGUUUAGCUUUGGAGCAGCAGCCGGUGAGGAGCGGGGACUCCACUUUCUCACCUCUCUCGCCGCCGAUAUGAAGUCUGCAGAGGAAGAUGCAUACAGCUACACACCAAAUGUCAGCUUGUCCCUUCCACUGGGCAUGGGCAACCCUUGUCUGGCCACCCAGUACCACACCUUACAGUCCAGCCCAGUCAUCUCAGUUUCCUCUUGCCACCAGACAGGCUACAGCCUCCAAAAUGAUAACCAUGCAGCAUCAGGCUACUACCUGCCCCACGGCCUGAGACCCAGUGGGGCCCCUGCCCUGGAAAGCCCCCGUAUUGAGAUCACUGCCUACAGCCAGUAUCCCGAGGAUGAGGUUGAAGAGAGCAGCAGUGAGGACCACAUCAUCAAACGAGGCGUUAACUCCAUUGUGACGCUGACACUGCCCAAUGCCGACGGCUACCGUGAUCCCAGCUGCCUCAGCCCCGCAAGUAGCAUUUCCUCACGUAGCUGCAACUCGGAGGCGUCCUCUUACGAGUCAGGCUUCUACAAUUAUGACAACUCCCCACAGACCUCCCCCUGGCAGUCUCCCUGCGUAUCUCCCAAAGGCUCAUCAUCGCUCAUGUCUUGCCCACAUGCCAGCGGCCCUGUAGCUUCCCCUCACCAUUCACCCUCCACCUCGCCUCAGAUAGGAGCCGUGGCAGAGGAAGGCUGGCCAGCACAACCUCGUGGCUCCAGGCCUAACUCCCCUUCCUGCAGUGGAGGCGGUGGAGGCAACGGCGGUGGUGGCGGCAGCAUUGGGAAGAGAAAGUACAGCUUCAAUGGCACCACCUACCGUCAGACAUCCUGCUCGCCCAACCAGUCGCCCACCCCGUCCCCACAUGGGUCACCCAGGGUCAGCGUCACGGAUGAGAACUGGCUUGCCAACACCAACCAGUACACCAACUCUGCCAUCGUGGCCGCCAUUAACGCUCUCACCACAGAUGGAGUGGUCGACAUGGGGGAAGGAAUCCCGAUCAAGACACGGAAGACUAUGCUCGACCACUCAGCCUCCAUGAGCCUGAAGGUGGAGCCCGGUGGCGAAGUGCUGGGUCCUGAGGGGGAGCUCUGCCAUGAGGACUACCCCUCCCGCUUGGCCCUAAAGAAGGAGAACUACUGUGGAGGGUUCCUGGAUGUGCCCCAGCACCCAUACCCGUGGUCUAAACCCAAGCCUUACCUCAGCCCAUCUCUGCCAGCUCUUGACUGGCAGCUUCCGUCCUGCUCCGGCCCGUACAGCCUACAGAUUGAGGUGCAGCCAAAGUCCCACCACAGGGCCCACUAUGAGACCGAAGGCAGCCGAGGGGCGGUGAAGGCGCUGUGUGGCAGCCACCCUGUAGUACAGCUUUAUGGCUACAUGGAAAGCGAGCCGCUCACCCUCCAGCUGUUCAUAGGGACCGCAGACGACCGCCUCCUGCGACCACAUGCCUUCUACCAGGUUCACCGCAUCACUGGCAAGACCGUCUCCACUGCCAGCCAUGAAGUCAUGCAAUCCAACACCAAAGUUCUGGAGAUCCCUCUGCUGCCUGAAAACAACAUGAGAGCCAUAAUUGAUUGUGCAGGGAUCCUGAAGCUGCGCAAUUCAGACAUUGAGCUUCGCAAAGGAGAGACGGACAUCGGACGUAAAAACACGCGUGUGAGAUUGGUGUUCCGAGUGCACAUCAACCAGCCCAACGGCAGGACGGUGUCCCUACAGGUUGCUUCAAACCCCAUUGAAUGCUCCCAGCGCUCAGCUCAGGAGCUUCCCUUGGUGGAGAAACAGAGUGUGGAUAGUUACCCUGCCACUGGAGGCAAAAUGAUGCUCCUGAGCGGCCUCAACUUCCUCCCUGACUCCAAGGUGGUGUUCGUGGAGAAGGCCCAGGGAGCUCCCUCUUCCACCCAUUCUACUGGAUACUCACCCCAGCUGAGCAUCUGUGAUUCAUGA